AUGAGAAAGGUCAGGCUGGAAGAAGUUAAGGCUCUGCGUGAUGAGAAUUUGCCAUGGUAUGCUGAUAUAGUGAACUUCAUGGUGUCUGGAGAAGUCCCUAGUAGUUUUGAUGCUUACAAGAGGAAGAAGUUCUUCAAGGAUGCUAGGCACUACUAUUGGGAUGAGCCUUACUUGUACAAGAGAGGACCAGAUAGCAUUUACAGGAGAUGCAUAGCUGAAGAAGAUGUACAAGGAGUUCUAGAGCAUUGCCAUGGGUCUGCUUAUGGAGGUCACUUUGCCACAUUCAAAACCGCAACUAAGGUUUUGCAAUCUGGUUUAUGGUGGCCUACUUUGUUCAAGGAUGCAGCAAGCUUACAUUGCCAAGUGUGA
Molecule: messenger RNA, 369 nt
Organism: Microthlaspi erraticum
Lineage: Eukaryota; Viridiplantae; Streptophyta; Magnoliopsida; Brassicales; Brassicaceae
Source: the annotation of a GenBank genome assembly